This is a messenger RNA of Betta splendens (Siamese fighting fish), 2153 nucleotides long. RefSeq names its product sodium/hydrogen exchanger 9B2. The record is from RefSeq and is a predicted model, not a curated record. Gene Ontology annotation, cellular component: membrane. Gene Ontology annotation, biological process: proton transmembrane transport. NCBI's taxonomy places the organism in Eukaryota, Metazoa, Chordata, Actinopteri, Anabantiformes, Osphronemidae. The coding region runs from base 393 to 1583 and encodes 396 amino acids. The transcript is spliced from 10 exons. Gene Ontology annotation, molecular function: antiporter activity.
ACACACAACAGCCAACACACACAACUACAACCAACACACAACUACAGCCAACACACACACAACAACAGCCAACACACACACAACAACAGCCAACACACACACACACACACACACACACACACACACACACACACACACACACACACACACACACACACACACACACACACACACACACACACACUGACCUCCACUGUGUGACCACUCCAGUUAAUAGCCUGAUCCCUUCUGUGACACUAAAAAGCUCCUCUAAUCCACCCGGACUGGAGCCUAGUUCACCUAAACAGUGGGUCACAUGUACUCUAUCUCUACAUGACUGUUCUCAACUUGUGCUGUGUGUGUGUACAUGUGUGUACGUGUGUGUACAUGUGUGUACGUGUGUGUAUGCAGGAAUGCUGCUGGCAGGUCUCCUGCUGCGGAACCUCCCCUACGUCACCGACGCCGUCGUCAUCAGCUCACACUGGUCGGCGGCUCUGAGGAACGUCGCCCUGUCAAUCAUCCUGACCAGAGCCGGUCUGGGCCUGGACCCCUCGGCUCUGCGGCGUCUGAAAUCAGUGUGUGUGCGUGUGGCCGUCGGUCCCUGUGUGGUGGAGGCCUGCGUUGUUGCCGUGGUCUCCCACUUCCUGCUGGAGCUGCCGUGGGCGUGGAGCUUCAUACUGGGAUUCGUCCUGGCCGCCGUGUCUCCUGCUGUGGUCGUCCCCUCGAUGCUGCUGCUGCAGACUGAAGGUUAUGGGGUGGAGAAGGGGAUCCCCACUCUGCUGAUGGCGGCUGGAAGCUUCGAUGAUGUUCUCGCCAUAACAGGGUUCUCCACCUGCCUGGGCAUCGCCUUCUCCACAGGGUCCACGUGGAUGAACAUACUGAAGGGUCUGCUGGAGGUCGGGGGCGGGGUCACAGCUGGGCUGCUGCUGGGCUGCUUCCUGAGCCUCUUCCCCAGUAACGACCAGGAGGACCUGGUCUUGAGGAGGACGCUCAUGCUGCUGGGACUGUCCACCUUCUCGGUGUUCUGCAGCCACGCGGUGGGCUUCGCGGGGGCCGGAGGCCUCUGUACGCUGGUGCUGGCGUUCCUGGCUGCGCUGAGCUGGAAGGCAGACAAGGGCCCGGUGGCAGCGCUGAUGGGCCGAGCCUGGGACGUGUUCCAGCCGCUUCUGUUUGGCCUGAUUGGAGCCGAGAUCACCAUCAGCAGCCUGAGCGGCAGAACCGUGGGGCUGGGCGUGGCCUGUCUCACCGUCGGUCUGCUCGUGCGUCUGCUCGUCACCUUUCUGCUGGUUCACUUUGGAGGGUUCAGCCUGAAGGAGAAAGUCUUCAUCGCCUUGGCCUGGCUGCCGAAGGCCACCGUGCAGGCCGCCAUCGGCUCCAAGGCGCUGGACAUGGCCAGGGAGGAGGGCGCCGAGGCCUCCGCGGGGUUCGGCCUGGACGUGCUAACGCUAGCUGUGCUAGCCAUCCUGAUCACGGCUCCCAUCGGGGCUCUGGGUAUCGGUCUGGCGGGACCACGCCUCCUCGCCCGACAGGUCAAAGGUGGAAGCGAGGGCGAAGACGCGGACCGUGGCAGCGACGCGCUCGGAGCUUUGGAGAGCAAGUUAUGAGGCUUCAGAACCUCGGACCCAUCGCUUUCAGUCCUGUGGCCGGUUUCACUGCGCCUGCACUCACACACACACGCACACAUAGAAGCACGCACACAUAGACACACACACACAUAGAAGCACGCACACACGCACACAUAGAAGCACGCACACACACAUAGACACACACACACACAUAGACACACACACACACACAUAGACACACACACACUCACACACAUAGAAACACACACACACACACACACACACAUAGACACACACACACACAUAGACACACACACAUACACACAUAGAAGCACGCACGCACGCAUGCACGCACACAUAGAAGCACGCACGCACGCACACACCCACAGACACACACGCACGCACGCUCACACACACACCUGAUUAUAUCCUCUGACCACAGACUUCCACUUCACACCAUCACUAAGACAAAGACGCUCUGUUCUCAGUUCGUAUCAGCAGGUGAAAGCUUUAACUCUGUAGUAACGUGUCUUUCACAGCUUCAUGUAACACAACUGCUACAAAAUGAUAACAUUAAUAAACCUGCUCUCACUGAGAUGUCUUGGUCCU